GUUUUAUAUUUGUUUAAGUUUUAAUUACAUAUAGUUUUAGAUUACACGAUGAACAAAAUACAUAAAUAUUUAAUUAUUUUAAGUGCAAUAAGUGUUUAUUUAUCUGAAUGUGAAAAAAUACCAAAGAGAAAAGUGGCUUGUAUCGAUGUGGAAAGUCCAGAGGCCAGUAAAUGUAGACCUCGAAAUACUACCGUUGAUAUUUUGGAAUUGUUAGUUAACGAAAAAGAUAGGAGGACCUACCCUUUAAUCUCUGGCGCUAAGAUGUAUACAGUAAUUUUACCUCGUUGUUCGGGUAAUUGUGACGACCAAGAAACAAGCUGUAUGCCAGUGAAACAUCAAAUUACAAAAGUAAAAAAGAAAAUCUGGAUAGAAGAGUCACAAAAAAAAUUUGUUGUAGAGUUAGUUAUGCACGAAGGUUGUGAAUGUGGCUGUGACAUAAAGGCAGAAGAUUGUAAUUCAAAUCAAGUAUAUAAUGAAGAUUCGUGUUCCUGCAGAUGUAAUAAAGAUAAGGUAAAGUGUACAGAAUACAUGACUUUAGAUGAAGGAGAAUGUAAAUGUAUUUGUCACAUGAAGCCAGAUGCUUGUAGUUAUGGAACUGAAUUUUAUCCAGACAUAUGCCAGUGUGGGAAAAUGAUGGCUAAUGGUCAUAUGGAACUAAUGAAAAAUGAUUAUGAAAAUGAAGUUUGAUAAUAGAUGGAAAUGCAAAAUUUCGACUUUAAACUUUGUAGUAGAUAAAUGAAUAAACGAAUUGUUUGUCAGUAAAAAAUCA
Molecule: messenger RNA, 769 nt
Organism: Chrysoperla carnea
Lineage: Eukaryota; Metazoa; Arthropoda; Insecta; Neuroptera; Chrysopidae
Product: balbiani ring protein 3-like
Exons: 5
Coding region: 49-687 (212 amino acids)
Cellular component (GO): membrane
Molecular function (GO): growth factor activity
Source: RefSeq, a predicted model, not a curated record